Rangifer tarandus platyrhynchus (Svalbard reindeer) is the source of this 705-nucleotide messenger RNA. Lineage: Eukaryota; Metazoa; Chordata; Mammalia; Artiodactyla; Cervidae. The record is from the annotation of a GenBank genome assembly.
AUGCCGCCGACGCGCAUUCCGCGAUUUGCAGCGGUUCGCAAAAAAACACUCCCGAUACCUAGAUCUACUAGGAGCACGCAUGCGUCUGACUACGCUCUUCUACCGCCUGUACAGGCGUCCAUCUGCUUCCGUAGUAUUACGGCAGCUCCGCGGUUGCUCGCUCAAACUGACGUCUUUGCAGAGCGUGAAAUCAGCGCUGCAGUUAGCAUUCAAGAGCGAGGAUGCAGGGUUUUGCAGCGGCGCCUCGUUUAUGCACGGUACAGGGCGUUGCUGAUCGUCAAUCCGCACGCGUGGCAUGACUGCCACCAGGCCAAUCGUCCCCCUACGCUAUUUGCUCUCGAGUCAACCCUGCCGUGCAACAGCGACUGGGAAUCAGGAGUCGAAAGGAAUACGGCGCAGCCCCGUGACAGCUCUACUAGCAACUGCACGCCUUACAGGACGAUACCUGUCAAAUUCUACCUCUGCUUCGCGGCCCGGCUCAGGCUUGCAGCCGAGCUUCUGUGCGCACGGUGCCCUCUUAUGCGGUUGCUUACGCGACCCGCCGCGUACGCCACUCCAUGGAUAUUGCUCUACCACGCUGGUGGUGUCACACCAUUUACUAUGGACAGCUCGUCCGUAUACGGCGGAUAUAGUGAAAAUAUUGGGUCAAGCGGCGGUGUGCCGGCCAGCAAGUCCUGCGUGCAGGAGCGCGCAGUGCCCGUCUAG